GUGUGGCUGAGUAGGCUGAUGAGGAUAGCUGGCACUGUGGUUGACAUGGAGCUGGGCUCCCUGGUGUCAGUUGCAGAGAGAAGGCCAAACUGAAUUUCAUGACCUGGGCCCUAUUUUUAGAUUUUAGAUAGUGAACAAAGGCAUGGUAUUAGUGUUCUGCACGUUCAGAGCCAGGGUCGCUACACGUGGAGACGGUGUAGAAUGUUUGUUUGAGAAUCUGACAUUGCUGGCCCUUCACAUGGCAAUCGCAGUCUAGACUUUUUCCAUUUGUGGUCCCUCGAUGAUGGAAUGAGCUACCAACUGCUAUCAGAGCAGGGCUGUCCCUGCAUAUCACACCAUAACACACUUUUGCUUCUUCUCUUUGCUCUUGUCAAGUUGACCAGAAUUAGUUUUGUGGUGCUUACUGUCUUUGUAUCUCCUAACUUACAAUAGUUUGAUUGUUGCACCUCACUUAAGUUGCUUUGGAUAAAAGCAUCUGCCAUAUGAAUUGCUGUACAUUUUGAAAAAACUCUCUCUCUCAAACUAAAUGUUACAGUUUGCUAUGUUAUGUUUAAUUUGCUAUGUUAAUCUGGUUUAUGUUUCCCACAGCAAAAUACAUCGGCUGCUACACGGAUGACACACACAACAGGGCACUCAGAGGAGUGUCAUUUUUUGACUACAAAAAGAUGACCCUCUUCCGUUGCCAGGACAACUGUGCUGAGAGGGGGUACUGGUAUGCUGGUCUGGAGUUUGGAGCAGAGUGCUACUGCGGGCACAAAAUCCAAGCCCCCAACGCCUCGGAGAGCGAAUGCAACAUGGAGUGCAAAGGAGAGCGGAGCAGCCUCUGUGGAGGAGCCAACCGCCUCUCUAUCUACCGCAUGGAGCUCAGCCAGGAGUCUGCUCGACGCUAUGGAAGUGCCAUCUUCAAAGGAUGUUUCCGCAGACCAGAAAAUGCCACAUUGGCUCUACCCAUCAGUGCAUCAAUAAGAAAUAUGUCUGUGGAUAAAUGUGUUGACAAGUGCACAGAGAAGGAGCUUCCUCUGGCUGCACUGUCAGGUCGUCAGUGCCACUGUGGCUUCCCCACCAGCCUCUUCACACUGCACGAGCGGGAGGAUGAGGACCUGUGUAUGCAGCGCUGCACUGGGGAAGAUUUUGAGAGCUGUGGAAAUGAAGAAUUCUUUGUGGUGUACCAAACACAGAUUCAAGAUCAUCGAUGUAUGGACCGCCGGUUCCUUCCAGCUCGCUCCAAGCGGCUGGUGGCCUUGGCCAGUUUCCCUGGGGCAGGGAACACCUGGGCCCGUCACCUGGUGGAGCUGGCGACAGGCUACUACACAGGGAGCUACUACUUCGAUGGUUCCUUGUAUAACAAAGGGUUCAAGGGGGAGCGUGACCACUGGCGCAGCGGCAGGACCAUCUGCAUCAAGACCCAUGAGAGUGGCAAGAAGGAGAUCGAGGCCUUUGACUCCAGCGUUCUUGUCAUCCGUAACCCAUACAAAGCCCUGAUGGCUGAAUUCAACCGCAAGUAUGGUGGUCACAUUGGAUUUGCCUCCCAAGCACACUGGAAGGGUAAAGAAUGGCCCGAGUUUGUGAACAACUAUGCACCGUGGUGGGCCUCGCACACUCUUGACUGGCUGAAGUUUGGGAAGAGGGUGCAUGUGGUCCACUUUGAAGCACUGAAGAGUGAGCUGUUCAUCCAUCUGAAGAAGGUGGUGGUAUUCCUGGGUCUGGAGCCGUCGGACGACAGGUUGCUCUGUGUGGAAGGCCAGAAGGAUGGCAACUUUAAGCGCUCGGGCCUGAGGAAACUCGAGUACAAUCCCUACACUCCUGAGAUGCGAGCCACAAUCGAUGGCCUCAUCAAGACAGUUGAUUCUGCUCUUAGAAAGAGGAAUAUGCCAGGUGUGCCCGAGGACUACAGACCGAGAUGAUGAAGACUUUGGGCCUUCUCUUUCCUCUUUCUUCCUUACGCCAUUGAUACCUUUAUUGUUCAUCACCCAAAGAGUUUCAUGGGACAGAGUGAAAAGGAAAUGGAACUGAUCCUUACAGAGACUAACUUGACUGUACAGGUUAGAUGGUCAGAUGAUCAGUUUAAACUGACAUUGAAAUGAGAGAAUACAAUGUCAUUCUCUUGUGCACACUUGUCUUAACUCUGUAACUGUCAAACUGUGACCAGAUUUAUCGCUCCACUGCAUACUGUCUGCUGGCACUUUAUUUGCAUCUACCCAGAAUUGUACUUCAUUUUUCUCACGCAAAAACCCCCCCCCCACUAUUCAACAGCCAUCCUGUAAGUAAAAACAGUAGAGUAAGUAGGUCCACAAUCUUUAAGUAAAUUCUUAUAUGUGUGUCCAUAUUUGUCUGAUAUCAACAUAGGGUUGAAUAAAAGAAGAGAAGAGGUGCUACAUGUAGUCAUUUUAGUUUAACCAUUAAAAAAGAACUGAAAAUAUACAAAGAAAUAUGUCUUGAUACAAUGCCAAAAAAGGAAAUGCACGAGAUAUCUACUUAAGCUGUAGCAUGUAACAGGCUAGCCGUUAGCACUUUGUUACUCAGGCUCUUGUCAUACCACUUUGUACCUCAAGAAGCAGUAGUGAGACACUGUAGUUAAAACAGCAAGCAAGCUUACCUUUCCUGUAGUUAGUAGCAAUCCCAUCGGUUACAGUGCACUCACACGUACUCAUUGCAUUAACAUUUGACAGUGGGUUUGCCCAACUUUGGGGGGUGUGUUGAACACAGAUGUUUAUAGCGAGAUUGACAGGUGAACAACCAAUCACACCACUAUGAAUUGCUGACUGCUGUGUAACUUAGUUAGCAAGCCGUUUACCUUGUGGGUAGUUACCUUACUAGCGUCUUAAAUAGUUGGCUCAAAGGCUUUGCAAAUCACCUCAGACGUAUUUGUUACAAUAACAGGGUUUUUACAUUAUAUAGUUAAAAUCGAAGCAAAAAAAGCCAAACAAAUUACAUUUAUGUACAAAUACAACCAUCUACGAUGUUUGGUCUGCCAUCUUUUUUUCAGUCUCCCUCUCUUUGGAUAUUAGCAUGAACACGAUUUUGAUUCGCUGGCGCCUGCGCUGGAAUAUUUACAUAAAUGCGAUCCGAUUGGCUGGUGCCUGCGCUGGAAUAUUUACAUGAACGCAUUUGAUUCGCUGGCACCAGCAUUACCGCUUGAAAAGGUGAACUUUUCUCCACUUUCUACCACAAGCAACGGAACAACAAUUCAGUUUGGCAGCGCAUGACAUCAAAGUCAAUGGAAAGUGUCUCUGUCGAAGCCUCAAAAGCGUUUGAGUGCCCCGUUAACAUUAUUGGUUAACUAGUUAGCUAGCUCAAAAGCUUGAGUGCUGAAGUGAAUAUCUACUGGGGACUAUUUGCCUUGACUAAGCUAAUGUAACAUUCAUCAAUGGAUGUUUAUGUAGACACUUAAUGAUUGCCCAUAUAUCUUUUUAUCAUAUAAAUGUUUUCAUACUACAUGUAGCCUCUGCCAUCUUGGUUACUUCUGCAAGGCAGAUGAGCUAGGGGCAAAUUGUUUGGAGUGUCGAGUAUGAAAUCAUUUAGCUGACUUGCAAACAGCUUACCAUUCUUGCAUAUAGUACCUUUAAACCACAUGUGUCAAACUCAAGGCCCGCGGGCCAGAUCCGGCCCACCAAGCGAUUUCAUCUGGCCCGCCGGAUCCUCAGAAUGUUGCAAAAAGUUCCAUUGAUUUGAAUGAGCCACGGUGUAAUUUUAUUUGGCCCGCCAGAUAAUAUGUAAUGUCAAUCAGAGCUGCUCUGCCAUGGUCACCGGUAUGUCGCACGCACCACUAAUACUGCUUGCUUGUUCAAAGAUCUCUUUGAAGAGGUAUCCAAAUGUGUAAAUGAAAUGGGGCUGCCUUGGGACAAACUUGUUGGACUGACCACAAAUGGAGCGCCUGCGAUAUGCAGAAAAGAGAGGCAUAAGAAAUGAAUGCCACUGACUUUUAUUUAGAAAUUUGAUCUCUGUGUUUAUAGGCAAUAACUAAUAGACCUAAGAUUAAGCCUGCUUGUCCCAGAUUCAAUAGGCCUAUGUUAAACUUAAGUUUAAGAAUAUAUCUUUUAAUUUUUUUUCAAUAAAUAUUGAAUAUGUCCGGACCUCGACUUGGACGGAGUUUUUUAAUCUGGCCCUCUGUGUAUUUGAGUUUGACACCCCUGCUUUAAACUAACCAUUACAUUUUUAGGAACUAACCGAAACAACUGUCCUGAAAUAUCCAACAGGCAGUGGUUAUCUUACACAACACGCAGGUCAGUCACAGAGAGGCAAAAGCAAAGGCAGCCCUCUCCGCCAAAGACUCUGCUAUGAGUUAUGCGCCUCCUCACACCAUUCCUAGCUGGAGACUAUUAAAGAGAAACGUUUUAAGUCUAGACUUCUCGGUCUGCUUCUCUGAUAGAGGAAGGAAGCGUAUUCCAUUGGAGUAUUACUACUGUAAUUUCUGACACUCUUGGAAUUACAAGAAGACCUGCACUCUGAGCUGGAGGGUUUUUUGAUGGGCAGUAUGGGACUAUUCAAUACGUAAAGUAUAGGUAGUUCAGAGCGAGGCUAUUCAGGGCUUUGUUUGUUAGAAGGAGUAUUUUAAAAUCGAUUCUACAUGGGCAGGGAGCUGUCAUGGACAGAAAGUUCCGGCCUGCCAAAAGUUCCGGAUGACGCAACAGAGACGUUCCGAUCAGCUGUUUUGCUUUUUCACGUGAAUGAUUUAGAAUCUUCAUGGCACAUUACUAUGGAAUUACGGCGAUAAAUACGAUAAACAUGAUCAAAUAACUUAAUAUCACAAUUCUGUUUGUUUAAAGAUCGAUUUGGACAUCUGGAACUUAAUUUGGAUCACGGAGUUCUCCGGUAAAGACUAGUUUGGCUGUGAACACAAAGCUAUCACAGUGGUUCUUAAACGUUUUGUCCGGCGACAGCACAAAAAAAACAUUGACUGACUUUAUAGGGCGACAAUUCAGUUUUACUUUCAAUGAUGAGACACUUGUUUUUAUUUUAAACUCUGAUGUAGAAAAUGCCAUCUAUACUGUAUAGAGUAGGUUCGGUUUUGACACGGUUUAUCAGUUGUCACGAUCUUUCACACCAGCGAACUCUGACACAGACACUUACCUAUUGAGCAGAUGGAAAACUCCUCUCGUCUUUACUGAAAUGCUAACAAAGGUCUAAUCUACUUCUCUAAACUAUGAUGAAAUCCCAUGAUAAAGAAAUAGUUCCUGGCUGCACUCUUCACAUGGCACUUUGCAUGAGUGCACACUGGGCCUUGUGUUAUGGUCAUGUGUGCACCACCAUGAUUGAAAACCCUUAAGCAUACAUAGGUUAGCAACACUUAACCAGCACUUGAUAGUAAUAACUAUUUAAUAAUUUAUUUCCACAAACAACUCACAAUUACAUUAUCGCUGUUAAGGCCAAGGGUAACCCUAAUAGUAAAAGGAAGGCAGAGGCAUUUGGAAUGCAAUCACAAAAUGAUUGAUUUAUUAAAUAAUCAAAAUUGAUCACAAAGUGAUCAGUAGUUGUAAUGUGUGGAAUGUGCUGUGUGCAUGUCGAAUGUUCCAGAGUCAUGAAAAGGGACUCGGGUCACAGGAGCAGCUCCUUGGCGCCGGUGUAGUCGAUCAGCUGUUAAGUGACAGUCCCGCCCACGAACACACCUGAAACCUAGGCUUAGGGGAGCAGACACAGAGAAAGGCAGCGAGUAACAGAGAAGGCCUGAUGACUAUCACAAAAACAGUAGAUGUGCAAUCAGCUACAUGGAUGUGGCAUGUUGUUUCUAAGGCCUGUUUUAGUAGAAAGCCCUCUCACCAACGUCAAGGUACAGGCCAUAGAGAGUUUUUUAUUUAUUUAUUUUUUUAAAUGAAAAACAGAAAAUGAAAUAAUGCAUUACUCAACAUUUUAGCGACACCACCCUAAUUCCUCCUACAUGUAGUGAAGUGCUGUCUGGUAGGCCAGGUGUGUGGGUUAGGGUUAGUGUUAAUGAUGUUGUAAUUAACACGUAAAACUAUUUAAACAAUUCAGAUCAACUUGAACUGAUUAGCCUUUGUAUGUACGGUUGCGGAACCCCCUGAUCCUCACUGACUUCCAUGACCAGUUAGACACACAUUUAUUCUGUGUCUCAGACCUAAAUAUGGGAAUCAUUAGUGAAAACCAAGAAACUCCGCCACCGUCACAAAGCCCAUCUGGUUUGCUUAAGGCACACCAAUUGGCAGUGAACAACAAACAUGAACAAAGGAACAAUGAGAACAACAAACUUGUAUUGAUAGCAAUAAAUAAACACAGAAAAAGAUUGAAACAACAAUUAUAAAUAACAGAACAAUUAUCUAACUUUGAUCACUGUACACUUUUUACAUAUAAACAGAUGACUGUAAGGAGAGGUGCAGUCCUGAUGGAAGACCUCACCACAUCUUCCACAGGCUACCACUGCAUCCUUACCUCUCCUCACAGUCCGCCUGCAGUAGCAGUGCACCUCCACCUCCAUGACGUAAACACUAACAGCAGAGGCACUCCUCCUUGUGUAAAGAGGAACAGAGAUGAGUCCGCAUGCGGUCUUGAUGGUACUGUACCAUGCAAGGAUCCUCACC
Clupea harengus (Atlantic herring) is the source of this 6533-nucleotide messenger RNA. RefSeq names its product WSC domain-containing protein 2-like (gene wscd2). Bases 561 to 1904 code for a protein of 447 amino acids. The transcript is spliced from 7 exons. The record is from RefSeq and is a predicted model, not a curated record. Lineage: Eukaryota; Metazoa; Chordata; Actinopteri; Clupeiformes; Clupeidae.